This is a messenger RNA of Diplodia corticola, 1263 nucleotides long. RefSeq names its product concanavalin a-like lectin glucanase. The transcript has 2 exons. Bases 1 to 1263 code for a protein of 420 amino acids. The record is from RefSeq and is a predicted model, not a curated record. Lineage: Eukaryota; Fungi; Ascomycota; Dothideomycetes; Botryosphaeriales; Botryosphaeriaceae.
AUGCAUCCAUCCCGCGGUCUGCUCUCUGCCGGCAUGCUGGCCUGUGCCGGCACUGCUCUGGCCCAGCUCACCUUCGAGACCGAUGCCACGCUGCACGACUAUCCUUCUCUCAAGGACGGCAGCGCCAAGUACAACCCGCCGUGGUGCGAAAUGGGCUACGACAGCCUCGAUCUCAACAGCGUCACCUCCUACUGCUCCAUCGACAAGACCACCUGCGGCGCCUGCUUAAAUGUAUGCGGCUCCAAGGGCUGCAAGUACCUCCUGGCCAUGGACAGGUGCACCCGCACCGACGGCCAGCUCGACAUGAGCGUGGGCGCUGGCCAGGAGAUUGGUGGCGCCACGACCGGUCACCUGAAAGUCAAAGUCACGCAGGUUGAUGCCUCCUACUGCCAGCACAUCUGGAACGGCCAGAUGUUCUUCUCCUGGCAGGUUCCCUCUGGUAGCUUGGCUACCUUACAGUCCAUGAUAGUCAAUGGGGCAACGACCGCCAGCUACCUGGACCCUGCCACCAGAGUUCCUAUCAUUACUUCCCACCAAUCUUCUCCGACCCUUGCGACCACGACCUCUUCUACCGAGGCAGCGCCUACCACCAAAGAUUCCGCGCUUGAGGAAACCGAGGCCGCCUCCAUGUACUCUACUCCUACUAGUUCGCAGGUCACCUCUGAGGACCUUGCUCCUGUCGAGACUGCUUCCUUAUCAGCUGAGACGUCUGCCUCCUACUCCGUUCUGUCUGAAUCUGCGGCUAUUUCAACAGAUGCCAGCAGCGACACUGCUACCGAUGUAGUUGCGGACUCCAAUGACAGCGGUGAACCUACGACGACUGAGAACGAGGCAUCGGCUCCAACUACCGAUGGCUCAUUGGCUGGUGAGUCCGAAGACUAUACCACACUCACAACCACAGUCCCUGGAUCCACCAUUUACUAUACCAUCACUGGUUGCCCGCCUGGAGCCACCAACUGCCCCAAGUCACUCCAAUCCAUUGGCACGAGCACCUUGACCAAUACCGUCGAGACCACUGUGGUCGUUUCUACCUACGCUACGCUCUAUCCAAGUGGCUCCACAGAGACGGGCGACUCCGAUGACUCGCUUGAUACUCCCGACGCUAAAGCAUCCUCGGGUCUCUCUGCAGGUGACAUCACGGAGAGGCAUGAAAUCGUGGCACCCGCGAAGCGGUCCAAUGCGCCGGGUUAUACUGCGAGCAAGAGCUUGAAAGCUAUCAUGGCACUGAUCGGCCUCAGUGCUAUAGUCAUCAUGGCGCUGUAA